AUGUUGCCUCGAUUCCUCACCUCGUCAUAUGCCAUGGAGGGGCACUACUUUCUGUUGCCAAAGUUUGCACUAUCGCUGAUUGGAUUCUAUCCGGAACAGGAGCGCACUCUGGGGCUGCGCCUGUGGAGUUUCUUCAACUUUUUCAUCCUAACCUACGGCUGCUAUGCGGAGGCUUACUAUGGCAUACACUACAUAUCCAUUGACAUAGCCACUGCCCUGGAUGCCCUGUGUCCAGUGGCCUCGAGCAUACUUUCCCUGCUGAAGAUGGUCUGCAUUUGGUAUUAUCAAGACGAGCUCAAGUCGUUGAUUCAGAGGGUUCGUACCCUAACGGAAGCACAGCAUUCGAAGCGAAAACUUGGAUACAAGAAGCGAUUCUUUACGCUGGCCACCAGGCUGACGACUUUGCUGCUUUGCGCUGGGUUCUGUACGAGCACUUCGUAUUCGGUGAGACAUUUGCUGGAUAAUGUGCUGAGACGUGCCCAUGGCAAAGAUUGGAUAUAUGAGACGCCCUUUAAAAUGAUCUUUCCAGAUCCCCUUCUUCGUUUGCCUCUUUACCCCCUCACCUACAUUCUCGUUCACUGGCAUGGCUACAUCACUGUCGUUUGCUUUGUGGGCGCCGAUGGUUUCUUUCUUGGUUUCUGUUUGUAUCUAACGGUGCUGCUGCUCUCACUGCGCGAUGAUGUCAACGAUUUGCUGGAGGUUGCGAACAUAGAAGACAGCCCCACUGCAGAGAAUGAGGCGCGUAUUGUGCGAGAGUUCGAGAAACUGGUGGAUCGGCAUAACGAGGUGGCGCAACUAACAGAGCGAGUGUCGGGUGUCAUGGUGGAGAUCACGCUGGGACAUUUUGUUACCUCUUCCCUUAUCAUAGGCACUAGUGUUGUGGAUAUGCUGCUGUUUUCUGGCGUUGGCAUCAUUGUUUAUUUGGUGUACACCUGUGCUGUGGGCACGGAAAUCUUUUUGUAUUGCUUGGGUGGUACACACAUCAUGGAAGCGAGCUCGGAUUUGGCUCGAUCUACCUUUUCAAGUCAUUGGUAUGGUCAUAGCGUGCGCGUGCAGAAAAUGGCACUGCUGAUGGUGGCUCGGGCUCAGAAAGUGCUCACCAUUAAAAUUCCUUUCUUUUCGCCCUCGCUGGAGACGCUCACAUCGAUUCUACGCUUCACCGGCUCUUUGAUUGCUUUGGCCACGUCCGUCAUAAGAUAAUAAAUGCGCUCUC
Molecule: messenger RNA, 1213 nt
Organism: Drosophila subobscura
Lineage: Eukaryota; Metazoa; Arthropoda; Insecta; Diptera; Drosophilidae
Gene: Or24a
Product: odorant receptor 24a
Exons: 5
Coding region: 1-1200 (399 amino acids)
Biological process (GO): sensory perception of smell; detection of chemical stimulus involved in sensory perception of smell
Cellular component (GO): plasma membrane
Molecular function (GO): olfactory receptor activity; odorant binding
Source: RefSeq, a predicted model, not a curated record